Microbotryum saponariae is the source of this 1816-nucleotide messenger RNA. Lineage: Eukaryota; Fungi; Basidiomycota; Microbotryomycetes; Microbotryales; Microbotryaceae. The record is from the annotation of a GenBank genome assembly.
AUGGCUUCUUCAGCAGCGGACAUCAAACUGAACCCUUUCGGUCAGUCCCUGCCGCGACACCACACACAUUCCCCGUUUCAGCGAGCGGAUUCAUUUCGGUCUCACCUUUUGUUCUUGCCUGUUCGGUCAUAACGGACGUUGAUCAUUCCCCUCGCGAUUCCACCUUGGCCUUACCUACACAGAGGGUGAGCACAAUUUGAUGCAGUGGAUCGAGGCUGGGAGCAGCUAACGAGUUCGACUGUUUGCUACAGGCUUCAUCUCGGGUGCCUUGGCAGCAUGUACCGCCGUGACCGGUGAGUAUUUUGUGGGGUAGGGAAGGAGGCGCGAGACGAGCAUCUUCACAGAUGGCCCCUACAUACCUCGUCAUCUCGGGGCAUUCGGGACUUUACUAACUCAACACUCUACUUCUCACAGUCACCAACCCGGCCGAAGUGAUGAAGACGCGGCUGCAACUCGACGGCGAGUUGGGCGGCAAGGCCUCCGCACUCGGCGCCGUUUCGGCACGCUCGACCCAAGCAGGGUCCACCACAAAAGCGGGCAUACCCGACCUCAAAGCAUUACCGCAGGACGUUCUCAAGCCUUCGGGACCCGGGGCGGCCAAGGCGGUCAAGGUGUACUCGGGUCCGAUCGACGCGUUCCAAAAGACGUGGAAGUACGAAGGCAUUCGGGGCGUGCAGAGGGGGUUAGGAGCCGCGGUGAGUAGGGGGUUGUGUGGUUGCAGGUUUGGAGAGAGGUACUCAUUUUCUGCAUCACUCUACCAGUAUACCUAUCAAAUCGCGCUGAACGGGUCGAGGCUCGGUUUCUACGAGCCGUUACGGACGAGCAUCAACUCGGUCGUCGGGUACCGGCCCGACCAGGUUGUGACAUGGACAAGUUUGAUGGCCGGUGCGAGUUCGGGUGUCAUUGGGGGUGAGUCGAAUCCAAGUCGGUGGGCCGAAUGAGUCUACGAAGUCUGUACUGAUCUUCGAGCUGGUUUGGCUCCAUUAUCCCACAGCCAUCUUUGGUAACCCCCUCUUUCUCGUCAAGGCGCGCAUGCAAGCCUAUUCUGCUUUCAACCCCGUCGGAGCCCAGCACCACUAUCCCUCGGUAGCGCACGCGUUCCGCAAGAUCAUUCGCGACGAAGGACCGAAAGGACUCGUGCGAGGCAUGGACGCGGCGAUGCUGCGAACGGCGAUGGGCUCGAGCGUGCAGUUGCCGGCCUAUAAUUUCGCCAAGGUCAACUUGGCCGAACAUGGCGUCAAGGACGGGUGGAUGAUGUAUCUCCUUGCAAGCACGUUCAGUGGGAGUUGUGUCUGUGCGGUCAUGCAACCCGCUGGUCAGUUUAAGGAGCGGGCGGUGCCUUUUCAGGUGCUCGAAUAAAGUCACUGACCUUCAAUCGCUCCGUUGUCUAGACACGGCCCUGACACGGAUGUACAACCAAUCGCCCAACUCGCUGGGACCGGACGGAAAGCCACGAGGACUACUAUGUGCGUCUGCCAGGUACAUUUAGCUCUCCACACAUUCAAGACUCGUCUGACUCGUUCUCUUGGCACUUUGUACCUUCCACAGACAAGAACCCGAUCGACUGCCUGUACAAGACCUGGAAAGCGGAGGGCAUUCGCGGGUUAUACAAGGGGACCACAGCACAUCUGAUGAGGGUCGCACCUCACACGUAUGUCCUCCACCUCCACUGUUCCCCGUUAUGUUACCCACGAAAUGCCUUUACUGAUUCGUGUUCUCCUCACUCCUCAUUAGUAUUGUCACCUUGGUCGCGAACGAACAAUUCUCGAGGCGGUGGAUCGCGUACAAAAAAUUGAGCAUCAUCGCUAGGGAUUAA